Paramormyrops kingsleyae is the source of this 5871-nucleotide messenger RNA. RefSeq names its product protein FAM83H-like. The record is from RefSeq and is a predicted model, not a curated record. Gene Ontology annotation, cellular component: keratin filament. Gene Ontology annotation, molecular function: keratin filament binding; protein kinase binding. NCBI's taxonomy places the organism in Eukaryota, Metazoa, Chordata, Actinopteri, Osteoglossiformes, Mormyridae. Gene Ontology annotation, biological process: positive regulation of cell migration; signal transduction; intermediate filament cytoskeleton organization.
UUUCGUCGCGCUAAAUCGGCGGAUGUUUCAUGUCUCACCGACGGCGGGGAUGGCAUGGGAGGAGCCGGCAGCUGGAAUGCAGCGGGGCUGGCGGCGUGCCGCGGCGGCCCUUCCCCUCCCCUCCCCUGAUCUCAGACAGGGCUACGCUCGGCGAAAAUCGCUGCGACGCCUGCGAGCUCGGAUGGACCGUCGCUUGGUGACAAUACCGCACCGCGACCAGAGAGGGAAAGGAGCCGGGCAGAUCGGAAGGGGGAAUAUACAGGAAAACCAACGCUUGACUGUCUGAGGAGGCCUUGGCCAGAUCAUCCGCUCCACCAUCAGUAUCCUAGUGAUGCACAUCUCUGCGAUGAUUAUCUCCACUGGGGUGAAUCCCUCCCCCUUCCCCUUCUGAUAUCACGAUGGCCCACCGUUCGCAGCGUUCCUCGCUGGAGGACAACCCAUUUGCCCCAAACUACCUACCGCCCCACUAUCGGGAGGAGUACCGGCUGGCUAUUGAUGCACUGGUGGAGCAUGACUUGGAGGGGUACUAUAGCUUCCUGCAGAGAGCAGGCGUUGUGGACUUCCUCUCCCAACUGGAAGUGGAGCGCAUUCGGAAUACAGUGCAGGCACCCCGACAGAUCUCCCAGCCUGAGUUACUCUACUUGGAGUCUGAGCCUGAUGGCUCUUCCGAUACCUACUGGCCUGUCCACUCUGACAUGGAGGCACCGUGCCUGGACCUGGGCUGGCCGAUGAACCAGGGCUUCAUUGGCCCCACAGAGGUCACCACAUUGGUCAACCCCUCAGAUCCGGAGAUGCCCAGCAUCAAGGAGCAGGUCCGCCGACUCAUCAGAGGUGCCCAGCAGGUGAUCGCCGUGGUGAUGGACAUGUUCACAGACGUCGACAUAUUCGCUGACCUGCUGGCUGCCGCCGCGCGCCGCGUGGUCGUCUACAUACUGCUGGAUGAGCAGAAUGCUCACUACUUCUCCACCAUGGUCACCAACUGCAGAGUCAACUUGGAGAUGGUUCAGUCAAUGCGGGUGAGAACUGUGUCAGGAAGCACCUACUUCUGCUGCACAGGAAAGUCCUUCAAGGGCCAAAUGAUGGAUCGCUUCCUGAUGGUGGAUUGCAAAGCUGUGCUUAGUGGGAACUACAGCUUCAUGUGGACGUUUGAGAAGAUUCACCGCUGCAUUGCACACCUGUUUCUCGGGGAACUGGUCAUCACAUUUGAUGAGGAAUUCCGGAUUCUUUAUGCUCAAUCUGAGCCACUGGUCAUUGAGAAUUCCCUGGUGCCUGUUCCAGUACCUGAGAAAAGCAACUAUGGUGUCAGGCAGUUUAUGAACCCCAAUCCCAUGCAAAUGAGAAACUCCAGAGAGUUUCUGCACAUAGAGAGCCCCCACUUUUCUGAACUGCUGGGCUGUCCCUUGGAGGACCAUAUGGAGAUGGAACACAAUAUGCCACUUCUUAGGAGGAAGGACCACUUCCGUGGUUUUCAAGACCCUGAGACACAGCAGGUCUACAGUAAUAAAUACUCCUCUCAGCAGUUGAGGAUGGAGCGAUCUUUUAUGGGCUAUGACCGGUCCGUAAUGGCCGCCAGGCAGAUGGAGAUGAACACUUACAAGAGGCAUUGCUAUGCAGAAGGGAACCAGGAGAGCUAUUCCUCCUCACGGCAAAUUAUGAAGCGUCGUAUCAGAUACCAACCUGAGGAUGUGGAGUCCCUUAACAGCUACCAGAGGGAGCAGCACUACCGCCAAAGUGGAGGCUCUGGUUUGGGACAUGGCAUGUACAAUAAGCUACAGACCCAUGAACAUCCCUAUGCAGAUCAGUAUUCUGAGCAGUAUGAAUACCAGCCUGAGUUAGAGCCGCCUGAUGGUUAUAAUCGUGUGUUGGAUUAUGUAUCCUCUGACUCAUCUAGGGAGAUCAGGCACAGUUAUGAACCAAAACCAACUCUUGUUGAGGGCCACUGUGGCCAAUCAAGCACAAAGCGGCCAAGCCUUGGCCAGCCAUAUCCUUGCCAGAGCUCACCUGUUCAGUCACAUCCACCUGAUCAUAAGCAGCUCUUUGUUAAAUCCAAUCAGGAUCACCAGCCGCGAGACCCCAGUGUUAAACAAGGGCUGCGUAAGUGGAGGAUCAGCUCAUACCUCAGUGCUUUAGAGGAUGCCACAGAUGAGGGUAUGCCAGAACCCCUUGGUCCCGAUGCCUUUGACGAACCAGUACAUCAAUCGGAGGAAGAAUCGUAUGGUCUAGACGCUGAACAUUCCAAGUUUAGUGCCAGAGACCGUCCACAGAUUCCCACAAUAAGGCCAAAUCUGCUCCCACGCUUCGGUAAGCCAGUGCUUAAAGGAUCUGAAAACCAGCCUUACUAUGGGGCAGACUCUCAAAGAACAACAGAGACAGCAGAAGUCGCGUCAGAUUCAGAUUCAGGGUCAGCAUCCAUCACUGGGGGAGACAAAGCUGAGGAGGUGGAGCUCAGGAAACCUGGAGAGAUCAUAAGGCAUGAAUCUUUUCGGAACAGGGCCAAUCUUUCUGUCCUGAGAAGCUCCAGACUACGAUCUUCUUUGAUCUUCAGCUCUUCCCAGUUGGAACAGCACUUUUCCACAGAGAUGAAAUCUGCUACAGAACUGAAGCAUAAUGAAAACCCUGUUGAAGAAAAGGAAACUGAUCCACUGAAAACAUCCACUGUGGUUGCUGAGAUUUUGGGGAAGAGGAGAUUUAUGCCAAGAGAGCCCUAUGAUUGGAGCAUUCACAAGCAGAGGACUGUGCAGAAUGCUUCUUCAACCUCAAUAAAUAAAACGGAUGAGUGUACUAAUAUUUCUGUGGAGAAAAUGAACCUUUAUAAAGCCUCAUCUGAAACUUCACUUAAAUUUAUAGAGAUGCCAGACUGUACUAAUAUUUCAGAAAACAAGGACAUAUCCAUGGAUCCAGGACAAGACAAUCAGGCCAAUGUUGGACCUCAAGAAAAAACAGAGAUAACAGCAGGGGAGACAUCCAGACCCUUACAUGGAUUAACCUCAUUCAUAAAUAUGAAUGAUCCGGAGGCUAGGUUAAAAUAUUUUAAAGAAUUAGCUGCUAAGCGAAAGUCUUCGAAAACUGAAAAUAAGUGUGAAGCGAAAAACCCAGAACCUCCUGUCAAAAAUACAGAUCUGUCCCAGACACUAUUUAAGAAUUCCUCAACAACACAUGUAGGGUCUGGCACCACAAGUGUUUCAAAGGAACACAAAAUACCAAUGGAUUCUGCAAAUGGACAUACAACGGAACAACACAAGACUGUGCUGGAGGAACCAGCUAAGACGACAGAAGGCUCCCACAAAGUUGCAGAAAGCACAAUCUCAUUCAUAAAUAUGAAUGAUCCAGAGACUAGGUUCAAAUAUUUUAAAGAAUUGGCUGCUAAGCGAAAGGUUUCAAAAACUGAAAAUAAGUCUGAAACAAAAAAUCCAGAACCUCCUGUUAGAAAUACAGAUCUGUCCCAGAUAGCAACUAAGAAUUCCUCAACAACACAUGUAGGGUCUGGCACCACAAGUGUCUCAAAGGAACACAGAAUACCAAUGGAUUCUGCAAAUGAACAUACAACGGAACAACACAAGACUGUGCUGGAGGAACCAGCUAAGACCACCGAAGGCUCCCACAAAGUUUCAGAAAGCACAACCUCAUUCAUAAAUAUGAAUGAUCCUGAGACUAGGUUCAAAUAUUUUAAAGAAUUGGCUGCUAAGCGAAAGGUUUCAAAAACUGAAAAUAGGUUUGAGCCAAAAAACCCAGAACCUCCUGUUAGAAAUAUAGAUCAGUCCCAGACACUAACUUAUAAUUCCUUAACAACACAUGUAGAGUCUGGCACUACCAGUCAUUCUGAGGAACACAUAAAAUUAAUGGAUUCUGUAAAUGAACAUUCAAAGGAGAAACGUAAAAUUGUGCAAGAAGAACCAGCUAAGAUGACAGAAGGGUUUAUGAACAUGAAUGAUCCAGAGACUAGGUUCCUGUAUUUUAAAGAAUUAGCUGCUAAGCGAAAGGCCUCCAAAAUCGCAUCUGAGUCAGUCGCUAAACCUUCUUUAAAUACUACAGACCCUUCUGAAGCUUCAGCAGAUAGUUUAGGCAUUAAGCCUGAGAUCUCAGUAACUGGGUCAAAACCUAAUGUUUCAAUUUCUGAAGUCUCUCAGAGUCAAGCUGUGGUUCCACUGGUCCCAGAACCUUUGACACUUGAUCAUCUGGAGCAAGACAUAAAGAAUGCAAGUCAGCAAGAGCUUAACCGCAUAGCUGAGAUGGUCAAGAAGGAGCCAGCAGUCAAACAGCAACCUAGCGUUUUAGAUGAACAGGACACUUUGAGAGCAUUCAUGUCAACAUCUACUACUGCUUCUGCUUUGUCUUGCAAUGAGGAGCUUUUGCGAGAUGCUACUGAUACACAGAAGACUCAGCUAAUGAAGUCACGCCAUCACAAUGCCAGCAACAUUUUCUUUUGUGAGCCAAGUAAGGCAUUAGACAAGAGUCAAGGGUCUGGCUCAUCUCCCGACACCGUCCCCCUCACUGGAGAUAGUAAGCAGGAUUUUGAGGUCCAUGACCACCUUGACAGUCAAGUUCAGAAAGUGAAGGGAAGAGAAGGUGAUGCUAAACCUGUAACUGAAAAUGUAACAACUGUAAUCACUGGCACUGAAAAAUCAGAGCAGUUAGCCAGUGAAGCAGAGCACGUCUCCAUGCCUGAGAGCAGUGUUGAUGUACCUGGGACAGCUCAGAGCAAAGGGGAGGAUGUCAACCAAAGUGCACAUGUUUUAACAUCCUCAAGAAACAGUCAGUCCCGUUACCAGGCUGCCACCACAAGCAUUCUGUAUAGCAGUAACCUCCGGGAUGACACCAAGGUCAUACUAGAACGGAUCUCUGCAAACAGCCAAAGCAGGAUGGAGCUGGCUAAGCAAGCUGCCCCCAUUACGGAUGAUGCCAAAGAAGGUGAGAACGCGCACGGUGCAGACAAGGCCCCGGAAAGUGUGGCAGCUGGGCAGAGCACAAGUCACGUCCAGCACAACAGGGCUAACCCUCAGGACAGAGAGGUCCUUUUGAAGAGGAUGGAGAGCAUGCGCAAAGAGAAGAAGGUCUACAGUCGCUUUGAGAUGGGAUCGUGACCUUGGAUGACAAAGCAGAGGGUGGGGAAAGACAACUGGUGCUUCACAAAAGAUCUAACAGUCUUCUGCUGUGGAUCUUGCGACCAGAAGUACGACUUUGAAACAUGUAUUGCACACACAUUUUUGUGCAUCUUGCUGGAUUGCAUUAGGUUUUGGAAUGUGACUGCUUCUGCCGCAACUAUAUGUCAAGAACUAUCUGACUGCAUCCAUAAUAUAUGUAUUAUGUGUAGGUUUCAUUGUGGACAUGACUGUUGGCAUAUGGUGUGUGGCCCCAUCUGUGGGGAGCAAGCAGAUAAUGGAUGUACAUACAUACAGGCAGGUACACCUGCAUGAGCAACCUCAGAUAGUCACUCAGAAUCCUCAGUUUGGACUCCAUACCAGGCAAACGCCGGGCCAUAGCCUUAGUUAGGGACCACAGCUGUUCCCCACACCUUUCAAACAGGGUAAUUCUGUGCGUGGCACCUAAGGGUUUUUGUUUAUUUAAACCAAUGUCUGUGUGAUUUUUAUGGGCCACAAAGUGCAAUGCAGUUCAUAUCACCAAUAGUCAUUGUUUACAUUAAACCUCCCAUGUGCCUUAAGCCCUUCAAGGCAGAGAUUCAGCACAUAUGCAGGUAAACGCAGAACAUCUUCAUCAGCAGGGGGACAUGGAGGCGCAGUGCUCAGCACUGUUCCCUCACACCUCUCGGACCAGGGUUCGAGUCUCCACCUUGGCUCCAUGUGUGUGGCGUUUGCAUGUUCUUCCCAUGACGUUAUGGGGUUUCUUCUGGGUACUCUGGUUUCCCCCCUCAGU